AUGAUCCUGAGCGAAGAGCAGACCCUCAUCCGCGAUACCGCCCGCCAGUUCGCGCGCGACGUGCUGGCGCCCCAGGCCGCCGCCUGGGACCGCGAGGCCCGCUUCCCCCGCGCGGCGCUGACGCAACUCGCCGAGUUGGGAUUCAUGGGGAUCAACGUGCCGGAGGCCUACGACGGCGCCGGCGCGGAUGUCGUCUCCAACGCGCUGGCGAUCAUGGAGAUCGCCGCCGGCGACGGCGCCGUGUCCACCAUCAUGGCGGUGCACAACUCGGUCGGCUGCCUGCCGAUCCUGCGCUUCGGUUCGGACGACCAGAAGGAGCGCUUUCUGCGGCCGCUGGCGCGCGGCGACCUGCUGGCCGCCUUCUGCCUGACCGAGCCGGCGGUGGGCUCCGACGCCGGGGCGAUCCAGACCCGCGCGCGCAAGGUGGGCAACAAGUGGGUGCUCAACGGCACCAAGCAGUUCAUCACCAGCGGCAGCACGGCCGAUGUCGCGAUCACCUUCGCCGUCACCGACCCCGAGGCGGGCAAGCGCGGGAUCAGCGCCUUCAUCGUGCCGACCGCGACGCCGGGCUACACCGUGGCGCGGGUGGAGAAGAAGCUCGGCCAGCGUGCCAGCGACACCUGCCAGAUCGUGCUGGAGGACGUGGAGCUGACGCCGGACCUGCUGCUCGGCGCCGAGGGGGAGGGCUACAGGAUCGCCCUGGCCAAUCUGGAAGGCGGGCGCAUCGGCAUCGCGGCGCAGGCGGUCGGCAUGGCGCGGGCCGCCCACGAAGCGGCCCUGUCCUACGCCAAGGAGCGCGAGUCCUUCGGCCAGCCGAUCAUCGCGCAUCAGGCCGUCGGCUUCCGCCUUGCCGACAUGGCCACGCAGAUCAAGGCGGCCGAGCUGAUGACCCUGCAUGCCGCCCAGCUCAAGGACGCCGGCCGUCCCUGCCUGCAGGAGGCCUCGAUGGCCAAGCUCUUCGCCUCGGAGGUGGCCGAGCAGGUCUGCUCCGCGGCGAUCCAGGUGCAUGGCGGUUACGGCUACCUGGAGGACUAUCCCGUCGAGCGGAUCUAUCGCGACGUUCGCGUCUGUCAGAUCUACGAGGGCACCUCGGACAUUCAGCGUCUGGUCAUCGCCCGCCAGUUGGCCGCGGACUAA
Molecule: messenger RNA, 1137 nt
Organism: Symbiodinium necroappetens
Lineage: Eukaryota; Dinophyceae; Suessiales; Symbiodiniaceae
Source: the annotation of a GenBank genome assembly